AUGCAUAGAAAAAUAGAGGCAGCGCGAUGGGAUUGGGUGGAGUCGUGGUUGAAUGACAACGAGUAUGAUGACGACCGUCUGUGUGCAUCAAACAUUGACAUAACCGACAAUAACUUACAAGUGGUAUAUGGUUUGGACAAGACAUGUGACAUAGAUAAACAGAAACCACAUAGCAACAGGAAGUAUAAUGUCGCCUGUGUCCAUUCAUUAGGGCAGAAGAAGAGGCUUGCUGAUAUAGGUGAAGGCAAGAAUAAACGCGUUUCGAAAGGGGCAGAUACUAAAGAGAUUUCCAGAAGUAGUUAUAGCAGGGGUGGUGUGAAGCGUAGAACCAGUGCGUUCGUAGAAGAGAAUGAUGGGGAUGCGCUUGAAUCGAAUGUGUCCAUACCCAACAAGCGUGCUAGGAAGUGGAUUAAGAAGGGCUUGAGCAAUCUGGGCAAUACGUGUUAUAUGAAUGCUACACUCCAG
Sphaeroforma arctica JP610 is the source of this 465-nucleotide messenger RNA. RefSeq lists its product as hypothetical. The transcript has a single exon. The record is from RefSeq and is a predicted model, not a curated record. Gene Ontology annotation, molecular function: cysteine-type deubiquitinase activity. The annotation marks the transcript as partial. NCBI's taxonomy places the organism in Eukaryota, Ichthyosporea, Ichthyophonida.